GAGUAAUAAUGAGAGUCAGUGUGUGAGUGCCGCCCGUACAGACAGACAGACAGACAGACAGACACAGAUACUUGCACCCCCCUCCCCUCCCACCCCGCCACCACCAUGACGCCACCACGACCUCUCACCACCACCACCGGUUAUUUCCUCGUGGUGGUCGUCCUCGGCUUGGUGACUCAGACCAGCCUCGCCCAGCACUUGGAGAACGACCUUCAGUCUCUCCUACACGACCUGGAUGUUAAUCAGGGCGCCACGCAGCUCUCUGACGGCGGCGACGACGACUUCGAGGUCGAGGUCUUCUACCGUCCUGAACCCGAGGAACGAGCGGGGUCCCCCUCCACCAGCUCCUCCUCCACCAGCUCCUCCUCGAAGGGCGGGGGGAGUGUGAGGAGGCUGUGGGGCGUGGCAGACACUGAGGCUCAUGUUGGGAGGCUCUUCUCUCACCCCAUCCCUGCUGACGCCUUCGAGGGUGACGUCCUCUCCUACCAGGUGAAGGGGCUGCCAGCAUGGUUACAUUGGGACAGUGGUCGGGGCGUGGUGGAGGGCGUGCCCCGACCAACCGACCGCGGGCAUCACUACGUCACCAUCAGGGCGGAGGGCAAGGAUGGCUCUCACGCUAAGGAUGUUUUCGCGGUUGAUGUGGUCGAGCUGCCAGGUUCUACGAUAUCCCGGGAAAUUGGAUGCCAUCCCAAACAGGACGUAACGAUGCUGUCGGUGAUUCUUGAAGCCCAUCUGCCUACCAUGGAAGCUAAGACUCGAGUCAAGCUGCUUCGAUCAGCUAUGAAUUUCUUGGGAGUGAAGGAGCUCUCCCUCAUGGUGGCUCCUCAUGACUUUGAUCCUCUGGCGGAUGAUUCAGCCAUCGUAGCUGGACCAGGGAGCGCCAGGAUGGGCAACAGUGGCCACCGCUCAGAGAGUCUAUCCCAGCUUCAGUGGGCCGUGGGAUGUGGCGGUGAAGUGACCAAGAAGAAGCAGGGAGAAGUUGAUCAUACAGAAGCAACAGCCAAGGGAGGAGAACUGCAGAGAGCCGUGGGUGCUCCAGUGUUAGGGUGGCACAUGACACAGAUGAACCCAGCCUCCAAGAGGGUGAGGAGGGAUAUUGAUUACUCUGGAGAUGAUGGAGUGAAUUAUGAAAAUUAUGAUUACAACUAUUAUGAUGAGGAUGAAGAGGGUGUGUUCCUGACCUUUGAUGACUAUGAACCAGAGACCAGAGUUAUCCCCUCCCUAGCAACUCCUGUGUUUCCAGAGGCAUCAGCCACCUACUACCCAGGUCAUGGUGCCAGCCCAGAUGGUCCAUUACACUUUUCACCUGUGCCUGUCUCAACACCUGUGUAUGUUCCUGUCAAGCCAACACGUGUUAUUGAGGCCAGUCCAACAGUGACGUAUGAGACGGCGUAUACAACUGAUUCACCGUUCCUUCCUGAUCUUGAGGGUUCUAUUACACGACAGCCAUCAACCUCAGUUGAGUCUACAACGCCACUGACCACCACAUCCACCAUAACCAAGAAGCCUAUCAGUCCCACUAGACCUAUUGAAGCCACCAGUGUACCCACAGUGGCAGUGACGACAGAGAUUGGGGCCAAGAACUUGGCACCUCGCAUCAAAAAUCGUAUCCAGAAAUUGGCUUGGAUUGCUGGACAUGUUUACCGUCUGCCAAUUCCCCGAGACACCUUCCACGAUUUUGAAGACGGAGACACCAGUAACUUGAGGCUGGUGUUCAAGACUUCACAUGGAUUAACAAUUGGCCACAAUUCCUGGAUCCAGUUCGACCCAAGCAAACAAGAGAUUUAUGCUCUACCUCUGGAAAAAAAUAUUGGCCGUUACACCUACCACUUGGAGGCCAUAGACUCUGAGGGGAAGACCAUCACAGACUCCAUAAUGAUUCACGUGCAGCAGGCCAGACAGGCACGCAACUAUAAUCACAGAUUCACCGCCACAUUCAAGCUGGAAAAGAAAUAUGAAUUUAAUUUCGUCUACGCACUGGAAUGGCAGGUGAAGGCUGUAGAGAAGAUUGCUCAGGCCUACAAUGACCCAACAACGGAAAACAUCAAUGUGCGUUCCAUCUCUCUAGACCCAAUAAGGUUAACUUGGACCAACACAUCGCUGGCUGACCCACGUUCCACUACCUGCCCGACUGAUGAACUGGAGAAUUUGGCUGAGGUUGUCAUAAGUGGAGAUGACCAUGAAAUGACACGUGAGAUUAAGGAAGCCUUCCAGCCAGAGUUUCACCUCAAGCGUGUUCAUCUUCACUACCUCGGACCUUGUGAACGGCAUGGUGGAGCCAAGCCAGGCGCUCCUAGGGUACCUGUUCAACCAGAAGAUCCAGUAGACUCAGGUGGCAGAGGCGAGACCUUCUUCAAUGCUCCACCGAUAAUACGUAACCAGAUUGACUUCCUUAACGCCACGCAGGGCUCCUUGUUCCGCUUCCAAGUUCCUGUUGAUACCUGUUAUGACCUGGAGGACGGAGACUCUCGUCGCUUGACGAUGCGUUUGCUGACCUCAAACUUGUCCCCGCCCCCUCUUGACUCCUGGCUUCAGUUUGACGCUGCCAACCAAGAGUUCUUUGGGAUUCCUCUGUCCGGUGAUACUGGGAAAACUGAAUACAUAUUGGAAUGUGUAGAUGUAGGUGGAGCGAAGGUCAAUGAUGCCUUGUUUGUCAACGUUUUACCAAGACCAUCAAGGAAGUUGCCUCCAGUUGAGUUUUCCAUAAAUAUUGAUACUAACUAUGAACAGUUUAUGAGUGAUGCCCACAAAAAAGCUCUUUUAAUUGACCGUAUCAGAGAAGUAUUUGACGACAGUGAUGCCAGUCACGUUAUUGUGGACAGUUUCCGUAAAGGCUCUGUAAUUGUGACAUGGCACAACAGGUCAUUACCAGCAGAGCCAUGUCCUAAUGAUGAAAUCAGGAAUCUAAGGGAAAUCAUGGUGGAUGAUAACGGACAUUUAUUGCUUGAAUUUGUCAAUGCCUUCUCUCCGGAUUUCAAGGUGGUAGGAGGAUCUGUAAAGCCUACGGGUGCAUGCUUGGGUGAAGACACUCCCACCCACAUUGAAGAGGUGACUCAUCGUCCCUCAGUUGAUAAAGAUCUUCAAGGGGAGGACAAUGAUUACCUUCUCAACUUCAUCAUCCCUGCUGUUAUCAUUGCUGCUAUGUUGCUCCUCGCUGCUAUCAUUGCAUGCUGCCUCUACCGUCGACGACGCUACGGGAAAAUGACCAUGGCUGAUGAUCGCACUUUUGUCAGCAAAGGCAUUCCAAUCAUCUUUGCCGAGGAGUUGGACGACCGACCCGACCCAGCCAAAAGUCCCGUCAUAAUGAAGGAUGAGAAGCCUCCACUACCACCCCCAGAGUACCAGCGGGGAUCAUCCCCAGCUGCCUCGUCAACUCCACCCACCUCCGACCGUCGCCGUCCACAGUCUGGUGACGUAGGAGACGAUACACCUUCCUACCAGCCUCCCCCACCUUUUACUGCCACAAAUGGAGCCUCCCGCCAUCCUCGCCCCAACAUGCCGCCCACGUACAGGAAGCCACCUACAUAUGUGCCUCCUUAAAACUAGUCUAGCAAUGUCAAAUUAUCCCUGUUGGGUGAGAAAAGGUAAACACUGUAAAUUACAGCAGUUCAUAAUGCCUCAAUUGGUUUUGAUAAUGGUGCCUAUAUAGUGGCUCUCCCUGGUUCAUUUAGGGAGAUCUACACCUCCAAACGAACAAAUGGAGGGAGAUGUAGGGAAAGUUUUUAGUUUCUAGAAAAUGUUAAAAGUUAUUUAAAAUUUUAUUGAUAACUAAGCUUAUAAUGAAAAAAUAUAUAUAUAUAUAUAUAUAAUAUUAAAGGACCGAAGUAUUAGAACAUUAUAGUGUAGAACAAAAUAAAAUCUACAGACUAGUUAUGGAACAAUGCUUCCCUAUGAAUCUUCCUUCCCUUUAAACAAUUCUAGAAUAUUGUACAAGUUUGAAGCUUAAAUAUUAUUAUUAAAAUAUAGAAAUUAAAUUAUGUACAGAUUCAAGUUGAAUUUAACAUCAUCCAUAAUUAAAAAAUGCUUUGAAAUACGAAUUUGAUAUCUGCUAAAUAAGGGUUCAACAUUAGCUUUAAUCUCAAGAAGGGAGGGAGAGUAUAGUUUACUUGGCACAAAUGCAUCUUAAUGUAUGGGAACUCUUCCAAACGAUGUUUGUGUUUCACAUGAUCUGUACACUUGGGGUUUCAUCAGAUGGUGUAUUCACCUAGAGAUGUGCAACAUAACACAUUGUAUUUAUACACUUGGUGUUUUGUUUCAGCUGGUGCAGACAUUUGAAAUUGUGCACCAAUGAUAUUUCUGCCUACUGUGUGGAAGAUGGUAUUUACACAUGGUGUUGUGUAUUAAACAAUAAUUAUUCCAGGUGAUGUACAUCAGCACAAAAUGCUUUGCAUGAAAUCACUUUCAUCGGAUGUAAUAUGAACCUCAUUAUUUUUACUGUCUUGUAUGUUUGUUUGUCUGUGCUGGAAAAUCUGUAUGUUUUCAAUGUGGACUGGAGGUGGUCUAUCUUUGCUUAUUAAUAGUAUUUAUAUAUGACUUCAUUGUAAGUGUGUCAGGCACCAAUAUCUUGACAAUCCAAGGCCAAAUUAUCUAGAAUUUUUUAUCAUUUAGCAUAUAGUUACAUGUUUGUGAUUACAUAUCAAACCAUAAAAAGCACAAAAAUAUUCUUAAGUAUAAGAAAAGAUUAUAGUUACUACAGAUGUGGUUUUAUUGGCUUGUAGACAACUUUAUCUUGGUGUAACUAUUCAGAAACUGAGAAAAAUUAAAUUUUUUGUAAACUUUUGUACAUUUGACUGAUAAAUGACUGUAAGGUGUUGCUGCAUCUUAAUAUAAAAUGUGCUGUAUACUUGUCAUCCGUUUACACUUGUACAUAACUACACUGUAAUUUUUGUUGGAUUAGUGAAAUGGUGGGGACAAGUGUAAGUUAUAUUACCUCAGUCACCAGAAGCACCAAUGUCUGCAAAAGUUUCCCAACAUCAUCUGAAACAUUGGUAGCAGACUACUGGAUUUGUCUUGAACAUUCAUAGCUUCACUUGUUAUGGAAACCGUGUGACAUACUUCUUAGGGAGUACCAGCCAGCCAUAACAUUAGUUUCUUUGGUGAGAUGUCUUGUGCCCUCCCUCAUUGAAUCCCCUACUUGUUUACUAGUACUGUACUCAGUCUAACGGCCAGUUUGGCUCGCAGGCAUGAAUGUUUGAUUGAAAGGGAUAAUUUGUCAGUGCAGUAGUUGAGAGCAAUAUGAUAUAGGUAAUGUGUACUGCUUUAAUGAUAUGAUAGAUUGAUAAUGGUAGUGAAUGAUUAACAUUUCCAUAUGUUCAAUCUAAUGGAAACUUCCCUGUACAUUUUAAUGUAAUUUACAAAAUAGUGAAGGUUUUAUAUUUCUUAAGGUGUUAAAGUAGAAGCUCUGACUGCUUUAUAUUCAAGGUGUGUAUGUGUGUAGGUCAUCAGAGACCUUGACAGUAAUAUUAGGAGAUUUUGAGAGUCAUGUUUGAAAUGUUGCAAUGUUUUUCUUUUCAGAAGGGAAAAGAUAAAUUAAAUCUUUUGUUUAUUUAAAUUUCACAAUUUUGAUGGUAUAUUACAGUGUUAAUUGAAGGAUUUAACUAACACAGGUCACCCAAUUGAAAUAAAAGCAAGUAGUAUUUUUCCUUAUACUGGAUACCUCAUUCUAGAGGAAGAUGCAGUUGGUGGUAUCUCAGGGUUCCUGGCAUAAGGCCAAUAUUAAUCUUUUAUUUCUGGUUAUGGUGCAGCUGCAUGUAUGCUCCUUAAGAUGCUAGUUCCCUUACUAUUUACCUUAAGGCACUUGGUAGCAGCUGAUUCAUGAUGGUGAACUCAUUGCAAUUUUUGUUUCAACAUAUUUUACUAAUAAAUAUAUUUUUAAUUAUUAAUUCAUUGUAACAGAAAUAAGUAGCUAAAGUGAAAUGUAAUCUAAUUUGCCCUUGUAAAGGUUACAUUUUAUGCUUUUUUAAGAUAGUAAAUUAAGUAGUUCUUAUGCUUGUUAGUGUGUGUGUGUGUGUGUGCUGUCAGUCAUGUGCCUGUGCUUCAUAAAUAAUAAAAAAAACUUCCUGCCGUAUGGUAGCAAAAAUUUCUGUCCAAUUUAAAUAUUUAAAUAAAAAUUUUGACUGUAAAUAACUGCACCUUCCAUUCAGAAACCUGUCCUGGGAGACCUUCAAAUAUAUAUACCCUGUAUGCUUUAGUUUUUGUAUUAAAAAAUCUAAAAAAUUAUUGUGUGAAGAAGUGUUACUCUAGUUUUUUAACCAGAAUGGUACAGUAUACAUGUAAGAAAUAGUGAGGUUUACUCAGCUGAGACACGAGUCAAGAUCGAGGUGUCAAGUUAAGGCACAAAGGUGGAGUGAAUGGCCUGUGUGUGACUGCCCUGUAUAAUUAAGUUAUUAGAGCAAUGGUAAUAUUCUACAAUUCCUAUUUUAAGCCAUAAUGCAGGUUUAGAUUUUUCGUUGCCUUGUAAUUUGUACGGUAGCAAAUUAAUUUAAUGACUGUGCCACCAGCAGGUUGAGAUCAGUCCUAACAUACUUGGUGACAGUUUUAAACCCUGCACAGUUUAUUAAAGCUGUUUGACCAUGUAAAAACAGAAAUAAAUGGAGAUUUUUAA
Messenger RNA from Homarus americanus (American lobster), 6604 nucleotides. Its product is annotated as dystroglycan-like. Gene Ontology annotation, cellular component: dystroglycan complex; sarcolemma; dystrophin-associated glycoprotein complex. NCBI's taxonomy places the organism in Eukaryota, Metazoa, Arthropoda, Malacostraca, Decapoda, Nephropidae. The record is from RefSeq and is a predicted model, not a curated record. Gene Ontology annotation, molecular function: calcium ion binding; laminin binding. Gene Ontology annotation, biological process: axon guidance; muscle attachment; nerve development.